Molecule: messenger RNA, 1921 nt
Organism: Triticum dicoccoides
Lineage: Eukaryota; Viridiplantae; Streptophyta; Magnoliopsida; Poales; Poaceae
Product: long chain base biosynthesis protein 1a-like
Exons: 13
Coding region: 170-1627 (485 amino acids)
Biological process (GO): ceramide biosynthetic process; sphingosine biosynthetic process
Cellular component (GO): endoplasmic reticulum
Molecular function (GO): pyridoxal phosphate binding; serine C-palmitoyltransferase activity
Source: RefSeq, a predicted model, not a curated record
UUUCACAUUCGCAAGCCCAAUUCCCAAUUCCAUCCCAACAAAACCAAACGCCGCAUGAUCAAGAGCCAUCUGGGUUUUGGGUCAAGGCCUUCUUCAGCUUUAAUUUAUCUCACUGAAACGUUCGCUCGAUGCAGGUUUGAAAGGCUCGCAUAGAGUUAGGAUUUAGGAGAUGGACUUUACAUUGCCAAUUGUGAAUGCCACAACAGCGGUGAUUGAUCGUGUCUCAGCUGCAUUCAACACACCUGUUGCCUGUGCAGUCGUCUUCGGGGUUCAUAUCGAUGGUUACUUGGUUGCGGGAGGACUACUUAUUGCGUUCAUUGUGUUUCAGCUUUCCAGAAAGAGCUACAAACCUCCAAAGAAGCCACUUUGCGAGAAGGAAGUUGAUGAGCUAUGUGAUGAAUGGCAACCAGAACCUUUAUGUCCUCCAAUCAAAGAGGGUCCCCAAAUUGACACACCAAUCUUGGAAAGUGCUGCUGGACCACAUACGACCAUUGAUGGGAAGGAAGUUGUGAACUUUGCAUCAGCAAACUACCUUGGUUUAAUUGGCAACGAGAAAAUUACUGAUUCCUGUGUUGGUGCGUUGAAAAAAUAUGGCGUUGGAUCAUGCGGUCCACGUGGCUUUUAUGGAACAAUUGAUGUCCACCUUGACUGCGAGGCAAAAAUAGCUAACUUCCUGGGAACCCCAGACUCCAUUUUGUAUUCAUAUGGGAUAUCUACAAUAUUCAGUGUGAUACCUGCUUUUUGUAAGAAAGGAGAUAUCAUAGUGGCUGAUGAGGGUGUUCACUGGGCAGUGCAAAAUGGACUCUAUCUCUCCAGAAGUACUGUUGUUUAUUUCGAGCAUAAUGAUAUGGCAUCCCUCGCUCACACUUUGGAAAAAAUUACUUGUGGAAAUAAACGUAGUGAGAAGAUUAGACGCUACAUUGUUGUGGAAUCUAUCUACCAGAAUUCUGGUCACAUUGUCCCCUUGGAUGAGAUAAUCAAGCUGAGGGACAAAUAUAGGUUCCGUGUUAUUCUGGAGGAGAGCCAUUCGUUUGGUGUGCUUGGCAAGUCUGGAAGGGGCCUUGCUGAACAUUAUGGGGUUCCAAUUGACAAAAUUGAUAUCAUCACUGCUGCAAUGGGAAAUGCAUUAGCUAGUGACGGUGGCUUCUGCACAGGAAGCGCCAGAGUUGUUGAUCAUCAGCGUCUAAGCAGCGCUGGCUAUGUCUUCUCUGCCUCUUUGCCGCCCUAUCUUGCCAGUGCUGCAAUUUCUGCUGUCAACUACCUGGAAGAGAAUCCUUCAGUUCUGACCAAACUAAGGAGCAAUGUUGCUCUUCUGCAUAAAGGACUGUCAGGUACACCGGGGCUUCAGAUUUCUAGCCAUGUUCUGUCACCUAUUGUCUUCCUCAAGCUGAAUAAAUCGACAGGUUCUCUGGCCACUGACCUAGAUCUUCUUGAAACCAUUGCCGGGCAGGCUUUGAAGGAAGAUUCAGUUUUCGUGGUCCCAUCCAAAAGGUCAACUUUGGACAGGUGCAAGCUCCCGGUUGGGAUCCGCCUGUUCGUAUCAGCUGGUCACACGGAAUCAGACAUCUCCAAAGUGUGUUCAUCCUUGAAGAAGGUUUCUGCGUCGGUCCUUUCAAACCACAAUUGAUUCCACGUUCCUUGAAAGACGAGAAGAGACGUUGGUCGUUUUCGACGCCCUGUGUACGGUAGCCUGAUUGUGGUUGGUAUAUGUACAUAACAAUUAUGUACAUGUGGACUAUGUUGCUGCUUAAACUUCAGGUUCAGCAGGGUUUUAGGUGUUGAAAAGUUCAGUUUCGACAGUAGCUGUUUUUCUUCAGUUUCGUCAGUUAAAUAACCGAGCUGCGCCUCGGCCGUAGCUAGCUAGUUGUGCGGCGCCCUGACCCGAUCGUGGGAUGGCACGACUAAACGGUCAUGGCGCCAU